Molecule: messenger RNA, 822 nt
Organism: Ceraceosorus bombacis
Lineage: Eukaryota; Fungi; Basidiomycota; Exobasidiomycetes; Ceraceosorales; Ceraceosoraceae
Source: the annotation of a GenBank genome assembly
AUGGCUUUCAAGCGUUACGUUCAGGUCGGAAGAGUGGUUCUCAUCAACCAGGGUCCCAACGAGGGCAAAUUGGCUGUCAUCGUUGAGAUCAUCGACCACAACAGAGUGAGUGGCACAAUGCUUGGAAGGCGGACAGGGGCGGACGCAAGAGGCGCAUUGGCCGAAUCCGUCAAGGAACUGCAUGUUGCAGGUGAAGCUGGCUGGACAGUCAAAAGUAUGCAGUGAAGUAUGCAGUGAGACGAUGCGUGGUCAGGAAGCACAGGAGCUAGGUGUGAAGAAAAGUGCACGGCUUUUCGAGCUGGCUGGCGCGGCACCUGUCAGCGUCAGCAUCGAGAGUCACAAGCGCCUUUUGCCGGACAACGCUGCGUUUGGGAGUCGUGCAAUCUUUCAAGCUCAGCCUGACUGUACUCACUCUUCUCAACCAGGCCCUCGUGGAUGGCCCCUCCACCGGUGUGGACAGGCAACCCUUGGCAUACCGUAGCAUCUCUUUGACUCCCUACGUCAUCAAGGCCGUCGCGCGAGGAAUGGGCUCCGGUGCAAUCGCCAAGAAGUGGCAAGCUUCGGGCGUCGAUGAGAAAUUCGCUCAAAGCGCUUGGGCAAAGAAGAGAGCCGCUCGUCAAGCCAAGGCCAACACCACGGACUUUGACAGAUUCCAGAUCAUGCUUCUCAAGAAGCAGAGACGCUCUCUCGUUUCUCGUCAGGCUGCGUGAGUGCUUGCCCUGUCGCACUAGUUUCGGCUACUACUUUCGUUCUGAGUCUCAGCUAAGCACCCACCCUCUUUCUCCCUUGGCAUUCCCGCUCAACAGAAAGAUCAAGGCCUGA